GGAAAUGAUAAAACUUUCGGAGGCAUUAUUGCAGUUUGAAACUGAGCUCAGUGCCUCACCUUUCACAAUGACGGUGAAAGCCUCAGUGAUUUGCUGGUAAUUGGAUCCCGAUCGCUUUGCUGGUGAAGUGGAACUUUCAUGUUGGUUUCUGGACCUUUUGUACUUCCUGCACCUGUAGACGCGAAACGUUAACGUGUAAUCCUGUGAGAAGUGUUUAACUAAAGGGCCGCACCUUUUCAGGGCAGCAGCCAGGAUUGCAGUCUUUUACCUCUGAGAUUCCACUGCCUGACUGGGGUGGGGCUGCUCUUAACUGCUUCGAGAUUUCAUCUUGUUUCACCUGAACUGUAAACACCGAUUCUUUGGUCGUGGAACUAACCCUCGCGAAGGGCAAGAGAGAGACCCAACGCACAGACAUGAAGCACACAGGGGGUCACCCAGACCCACCGGUCCAGUCAAAGUCGAGCAGCAGGUCCAGCAUGCCGCGAUGUCGCAGCUCCAUCGCUACCACUGCCGAGGACACUCCCCACAUUGGAAACUACAGGCUGCUCAAAACUAUUGGCAAAGGCAACUUCGCCAAGGUCAAGCUGGCACGGCAUGUUCUCACUGGCAAAGAGGUUGCUGUUAAAAUAAUUGAUAAAACUCAGCUGAACUCUUCCAGUCUGCAAAAGUUAUUUCGUGAAGUGCGAAUAAUGAAGAUUCUAAAUCAUCCUAAUAUAGGUAAGAGUUUGCUUCUUCAAGCUGACCUUCAGUCUGUGGGGAACUGGCUGGAUCUACUAUGAGACUGUUAAUGGGCUGUUCUAUGUGGAGGUUCUAUGUGUUGAGCGUCUCCUCAUUCAGACCCAGCUGUUUUUGUCGUGUUCCAUCCUUUCUCACUUUGACCCUUCCUGACCCUAACCCUAACCCAUCCCAAUCUGUGGAAACAACUGAUCUGCAUCUUCCCUGUCCACCCCUUUCAGUAUUUUGUAACUUUCAAUGAGAUCACCUCUAUCCUCCAACUCUCCCAAUCUAUGGAUUCCAGAGCCUAAGUUGGAAAAUGUCAGCCCUACAACUUGCUCCAGCCCACCUCACACCAUGGCUAAGCAAAUACUUCCCGGGUUUGGGGAAGCAACUGAGAUUCUCCCCUCUUGAAUUAAUCAUUUCCAAUUCAAGUAUACAGCCUUGAUCAUGUCAAGAUGUAAUAUGGUGGUAAGUGCUGGCAUACAAUUGAUCCUCGCCUUGAAGGGGUAACCUUCCCUCAGAACAGCAGGGAUAUGAGCAUACCAAUUAGGAACAGGCAGAGGCCAUUCAGCUCCUUGAUCCUGCUCCACUGUUUGUGGAGUUGAUAGCUGGCAUGUUCGCAUUGGAGUUCUGCACUCCCAUCUACACACCUCUGCACUUGAUUCCCCAGCCUAAAUAGUUUCAAUCCUCUUCCAUCUUAAAUGUUCAGUGACCCCACCUCAUUUGCCUUCUGAGGCAGAGUUCCAAAAUCAGACAACCCUCUGAGACAUUAAAAUUCUUCUUAGCUUCAUCCUGAAAAGGUAGUUAAUUUUUAAACAGCUCUCUCUAGAUCUAGUCCAAUCUAUCCAAACUUUUGUCCUUAAGACAGCCCACUUUUUCCAGAUAUCGAUGUAGUAAACCUCCUGUGAACUGUCUGCAAUGGUAAAACUCUCCCUGGGUACAAAGCAUUAGCCUCCACCUCUCAUGUACCACAUUCCCCCACUCAGGAAUCCUUUGAACAUGACAGAGGUUGGGGGAAGAUUUGUUUGUGUAACUCUUUCACAGUUUAGUUGCUGAUUGUAUGAUACAUACCUGACUCAUUGCUCUCAAAACAUGUAGCCGCAGGUUGAAAGUUCAGACCUGUGUUCAGUUUUCUUCUUGAUCCUCACCAUUCUUUCAGAAGAUUAAAUCUUUAUU
Chiloscyllium plagiosum (whitespotted bambooshark) is the source of this 1893-nucleotide messenger RNA. The record is from RefSeq and is a predicted model, not a curated record. Lineage: Eukaryota; Metazoa; Chordata; Chondrichthyes; Orectolobiformes; Hemiscylliidae.